This is a messenger RNA of Musa acuminata subsp. malaccensis (wild Malaysian banana), 774 nucleotides long. NCBI's taxonomy places the organism in Eukaryota, Viridiplantae, Streptophyta, Magnoliopsida, Zingiberales, Musaceae. The record is from RefSeq and is a predicted model, not a curated record.
AUGAUAUUUGAUGACAAAGCUGCUGUGGUUCCUCCUGUAGCACUUGUUGACCAAGGUAGCUGGAAGGAGAGGCAUUGGAAGACCAGGGAACCAAAUCUUUUGCAGUGGACCGUGCUGCACCUUUCCCAGCGGAAUGCCCAUGGAUUGCAUGGUGCAAUCUUUGAUAUCAUUGCUGAGACUGUUCCGGAUAUCGAUAUCUGUGAUUCAAAUAACCCACUUGCAGUGGUUGAAUAUGUAGAAGAGAUAUACAACUUCUAUAGACAAACCGAGGUUACAGGUUGUGCGAGUCCCCAGUACAUGUCCCACCAAUUUGACAUCAAUGAAAAAAUGAGAGCUAUUCUCAUCGACUGGCUUAUAGAGGUGCACUACAAAUUUGAGCUGAUGGAGGAGACUCUCUUUCUAACUGUAAAUAUCAUAGAUCGGUUUUUAGCGAGACAAACUGUGGUAAGAAAGAAGCUUCAAUUGGUGGGAGUUACAGCUAUGCUUCUUGCUUGCAAGUACGAGGAAGUCUCUGUCCCAGUGGUAGAGGAUCUAGUGCUCAUCUCUGACCGAGCUUACACGAGGGAUGAAAUACUUGAAAUGGAAAGGCUGAUCCUCAAUACAUUGCAAUUCAAUAUGUCUGUGCCAACUCCUUACGUUUUCAUGAGAAGGUUUCUCAAGGCAGCCGACUCUGACAGAAAGGUAAAGACUUUCUUUUGUUUGGGUGUUAACACAUGUAUGCAUGUAUUGAACAUAUGGAUGAGACACUUUCGCAAAUCCAGCAAGAGCUUCUAA